This is a messenger RNA of Coffea arabica (coffee), 396 nucleotides long. Lineage: Eukaryota; Viridiplantae; Streptophyta; Magnoliopsida; Gentianales; Rubiaceae. The record is from RefSeq and is a predicted model, not a curated record.
AUGGCCAAAGAAUUCCACCCUCUUCUUCUCAUCAUCUUCCUCUCUUUCUUGAUUUCCUCUACACUUUUCGACGUCUCAUUGACGACGGCUGCCGACGACUCCGACGAGGACUUUAGCCCUGCCGAUGCUUUCCGUGCACUAGACCCUAAUGACCCUUUGGUUGUCACGAUAGCAAAGUUUGCAGUGGAGGAAAAUAACAUGCAAAAGAAAGAAAAUAUCGAGUUUGCGAAUGUUUUAAAAGCUGCAAGCCAACAAAUUGGAGCAAAAACUGAGUAUGGCCUCCUUAUUAAGGCAGAUGAAAAUGGUACUUCGAACACCUAUGUAGCAGUUGUCUUGGACAGCAAAAAUUCUGGGAGGGAGCUCGUUGGCUUUACAAAGCCAAACUUGGCAGUUUAG